Messenger RNA from Oreochromis niloticus (Nile tilapia), 4059 nucleotides. Its product is annotated as fibronectin type III domain-containing protein 7. Bases 1145 to 3382 code for a protein of 745 amino acids. Gene Ontology annotation, molecular function: protein binding. The record is from RefSeq and is a predicted model, not a curated record. The transcript has 13 exons. Lineage: Eukaryota; Metazoa; Chordata; Actinopteri; Cichliformes; Cichlidae.
GGAGCACAUAACAUGACAACAUGAAAAACACAACUAUAAUCUGAAAACAAAUUAUCGUUCAUGAUGUCACUGUUAAAGCUACCUCUUAAUUCAAGUGUGCAAAACAGAAAGUGAUGUAAUCAGAACUGCAAAUAUCCAUUAUCUCGCUACUUAUGCAUCAAAUUAAAACAUAUUACAGUGUUUAUAUACAAGUUAUGCAGUUGUGUUUCGUAAUAUUUCAGAGUCUUGGUACAAUUGUACAAUUGAUUUUUCAUAUCUGUUUGGCUCAUACCACGUGAUCGUGAAAGGGUGUGGCACUAGUAGUUUUCUAGAUAAUGGAAUUUUAAAACAGCUCCUCAAAAAAAAGUGCCAGAAAAACUCAGAUCCCGUCACUUUUUGGUUUUUUUGUGAGGAAACAGUGAGGUCCAGGAGUUUUACUUAUUUUUUCUUAAGUAGUAAACUUAAACUUAGGGGUUUUUUUCAACAGUUUUUAAAAAUGUUUUUGAUUAAUUAAGAAGGAAUGAACUUUGAACCAACUAAAGUAUUUAUCUAGUGCAAUGAAAUUAUUUCAAAUUUCAUGAGUGGAGUAUUAAGAACAAAGGCUGUUUCUGUCUAACUCUGUUACUUGAUUAUUAGCCUGUUAUUGGGUAAACCUAAGUGAUAGCACUCUCAUUAAUUUAGGGACAACUGUUCAGCAACUUUAUGGUCAUUUUGUAGCCUGUAGUGCGUAAACUUGAAUCAUCCAUACAUCGAUCCCAGCUGUCACAGGGCAAAAGGUGGGGUACAGGUCACCAGUUUGACUAAGUUCUAAAAACACAUGUCAGCAGCAACAAAACUUCAUUACACCUGUUCUACUGGGCUGCAUUAGUUUUAGCUGCUUGUUUGACCCUCAUUUUAACAGCAACCCAAACCAGCCUUCUUGGUGACAAAACCUAACCACAGUCAACAAGAGGAAGGAAAGACAUCAGGAUAAGGAUACAAAUCAUACGCCAGGCUUGUAGCAAUCCCGCUGCAUAAACGAGAUUUUAAAGUGUCUGUGUUCUCUGCAACAUCAAAGACUGUGACUCUCAGAUGGACCAGGUACUCUGGAGCCACUUCAUACGAGAUCACUGUAACAUCACAGAGCAAACUUGUUGCUUUUGCAUCAUUUGGCCCAAACACAGUGAUGGGCUCUGUUACCUCGCUGCCUCCAAACGUCAUGUAUAACUUCGAAGUUGAAGCAGUGAGUGGUUCCCAAGUACUCAGCACUGCAUCAGUUGAAUCAUCAACAGCCCCUGAUAUGAUGGAGCCCAUUCUGACAGUGAAGUCACUGGAUAGCACAACCUUGACUGUGGAGUUUAACUUGAGAAACGGGGCGUCUUAUUACAUCAUACGUGUCGAGAACAGCAACGGCUUCUUCAGAGAGGUUACAGCGUCCUCCUCUCCAGCUGAGAUUCAGUCCCUCGCGCCGUACACUGAGUACUCGCUCAGCAUCAUGGCUGUGAACACCGCAGGCCGCAGCCAGCCCUCAAUUCCUGUAACUGGAAAGACAGAUUUGGCUCCUCCUCAGCUUUCGUCCUCCUCUCCGAGUAACAGCAGCAUCGUUGUAUCCUGGCACCCAGUUGCUCAUGCCGUCCAAUACACCCUGUCCAUAUGCAAGCUUGAUUCAAACACAAGCAUGGGCGUGUACAACACCUCCAACACCAGUUUGACCUUUUCGGGCUUGGAUGCUGGCUCACUCUACGUCAUAACUUGUUUUGCUUGGGAUCUCGAAGGUCGAAAGGGAGACAGCUCGAACAUUAAACAGGCUACACGACCUCAGACCCCAGCGUCUGUCAGUGUGUCUGUGGUGAUGAAUGGCAGUGUGGCUGGACUCUUGGUGUCUUGGGAGCUAGACCAGGAGGUCUAUGGACCCAUUGAGUACAAUGUGAUGAGUGACCUGAGCUUAAUUUGUAAGACCACAUCCAGCUCCUGCACCCUCUCAGCAGUGGGGUGUGGAGAGGUACACACCAUCCAAGUCACUGCCUCAAAUGAGGCUGGACCCAGCUAUCCAUCCAGCCCUGCAGUCUUCAUCACCUUCCCCUGCCCACCUCAGUCUUUGGCACUAGUGGAGUCUUCAGAAGGCAACUGCACUCUAACGUGGAAAACCGUGGCUCAUGCUGACAGCUACAUGGCCCUUAUCGAGACAGCUGGCAGCAGUGUGGAAACCUGCAACACCACCAGCAACAACUGCACCUUUCAUUGCCCGUGUGGGCAAACAUACCUCCUGUCUGUGCUGGCCUUCAACCAUGCUGGCAGCAGUCCUCAAGGACAAGUUCUCAACUACACCACUUUGGUGUGUUGCCCAGAGGAUGUGUUAGUGUCAGCGGUGAGCACUGACACUCUGGAGAUCAGCUGGAUGCCCUCACGGGGGGCAGUGCUGUAUGAGACCCGGGCUGCACACAGUUCAGAGGUCAUCCUCUGUAAUGACACCGCACCGCUGUGCGUCCUCUCCGACCUCAGCUGUGACACUGCCUACAGUGUGGUGGUGAUUCCCUGCAAUGAUAUGAGCGGUUGCAACCGUGCUUGUAAAGCUCACACCAAAGACACAGCUCCCUGCAUGCCAAACAAUCUGAUGCUCAAUCCAAAGAACUCCUCCUGCGUCACUGUCAGCUGGAUGGCAAAUAACAGGGCCGCUAAUUACACUGUCAGCGCAAAUGGAGAUGAUGACAAACACAUCUGUAGCACCAAUGAAAGCAGCUGUGACAUCACCGACCUUUCCUGUGGCUCCACCUAUGAAGUAAGCGUCGAAGCAAAUAGCACAGCCGGUCAGAGUUUACCCAGCUACUCCGAGUUUCUAGAAACAGAACCGUGUUGCCCAGUGAAUCUGACGGUGGAUCAGGUGACCCAGGCAAUGACCAACGUGUCGUGGUCUCACGCCAAAGGGGCACGCUUGUUCAUCGCCACUCUGACGUCAUCACGCGGCCAUGCCCGCUGCCAUACCCAAGACUCCCACUGCCUCAUGGGAUGUAUCACCUGCAGCACCAACUACACUGUCACCAUGGAGGCAAUCAGCCACAGCGGACGCAGGUCCAACUGCACCUAUCAGGGUUUCUCAUCCAGUCCGUGCUGUCCGUCUGGUGUCAAAUUAUACAGCACGACCAGUAACUCUCUGCGGGUUUACUGGCGCAGCACUGGGAGCAACCACAGCUCCAUCGCAGAGAUGGUGGGGAGGAACAGCAACUACAACUGCACCGCAGCUCCCGGAGACAACAGCUGUGACUUCGGCAGCGUCCAGUGCGGGGACAUCUAUCGUAUAGUGGUCGCUCCACUCACACAAGAGGGCAGCAAAGUCCAAUUCUGCCCGGCGAGACUGUACUCGGUUACCUGUUUAGGAGACAACAUUGGCACAGUUAUUUACAGAGGGAAGAGAAGCGUGGACUAGCAUGUUUAGCAACAAAUGAAAACAUGUUCAUCCUCCUCUUCCUCAUCCAUCACCCCCAUCCUCACCGGAAUGAUCCCAGCCUCAUAAAUAUAUAGAGAAACAACCACAAAUGUUUAUCCAUGCAACAUGUUGGUAUAAUGUUGUUACAUGAUUUUUAUGUGGCAUAGGAAAGCAAACCCACAGUCUGCCCCAACAUUUAAGAUUCAAAUCUGUGAUCUGUGAAAAUCACAGAUUAAAAUUAAAGUAACUAAAGUUAUGUUCAGUUGGGGAAAUUCUAAAUUAAUUUUAACCACAAAUUACUGGAUUUAAUAGGAAAAAGAUUUUUUUUUUUUUAAACUGGUAAAAAAUGCAAUUGAUAGUUGAUAGUAAAACAUUUACCAUGCUUGAAUAGCUAAUUCAAACUACAUAUGAUGCAUUUUUCUUCUUCAGUUCAAGAAAUGUGUCAUAGAGAUGACUGAAGUACAAUAAAUGUGUAGCUCAUGCCCCAAUUAGGAGUCCUCCUGACAAUCAAGGAACACAAACUGAUAUAUUCAUCUUUAAAUACAUGAUUUUUUUUCCUUUUAAAACAACUAGUCAGUUCUUUGUUUCAUAUUGUUAGGAUGUAAUGAACUGCUUUCAGUACGUGUCAUUGUCUCAAAGUGAUGGAAAUUCCUGGUAAUAAAGAACUCCCAGCAUCA